CAACUAGCUGUGUUGUAGAGUUAUAUAAACCGCUAUCUCUUCGCCCUCGGAGACUUCCAAUUGCAACAGUCCAUUAGGAUAUCUUAAUUCUUUCAACAUGUCCGAAGAGUGGAAACCCAGCGACCAAUACGAAGCGAAGAGCAAGGAGGCCUUUGAGAAGGCUCUUGUGGAGUCACCGAACUCCGUUGUUAAGGAACGGCCCGACCAGAGUACAAAUCGGUUUAUUCUGCAGACCGAUGGCUUCCAUGAUUUGCAAAGGUAUGUCAUGUCGGGCAUGCAGUUCCCCGAGACCAAGGAUGAUUUCGAGAGAAAUCUGCCCGAAUCGUACUUCAAGAGUUUGAAUGAUAUCGAUUCUGGUAUCUUUACGUUUACGCGAGAUUCGAUCGUCUCUAUUUCCGCCAACUGCAAUGAUUUCAAUAAUAACGGGCUCGGAAAACUUGUGACCUCGGCCAAUGGUGUAAUUGCGUACGCCACCGAAGCCAUGGGUAUGUUGAAACUCGAACCAGAGACAAAUUUCAAGGCGCAGGUAGCAGUGCUCCUGGAUCCCAAGUACAAGGAUGGACCAAAAGACCAAGCCUUUGAUGAGGCGCGGGAAGGCGCAAAAAUGGCCCUUGAGCAACUGCGAGACACAGCCAGAGAUAAGAAGGAGGAUGCAGAGGCAAUGGUAACAUUGUUGACCGCGUUCCAUAACAAAACGGUUCUUGAUGAAAAUAAUGCCAAGUUGCUCAAACAGGAAUAUUUCGACGGUCCUGUUAUCAAUGUUAAAACGAAACAGGAAAUAAAGAACCAGAAACCGUAUUCUGAAUUUCUGAAUGCCGAAAUGACGCGAUUACUCAAGUCGAUCAACGAAUCAGUCACCAAGAGAGAUGAUGCUUAUUCCAAAUGGGAUACAGCCAAGGACGGUGCAAUCAUCUCAAUUCCCUUAGGGAUCCUCGGUUGGAUCGCCGGCGGAAUCCUAACAGACAUUGCCAUGAAGGCCAAAGCACAGUAUGAUAAAUUAGUAAUUCAGAUUGCAGCAGACCGUGCCGAGGAGGCUGUUACAGUGAAGCUCAUGGAGUACAUCAACACCAUUAUCUUUCAGAUGAAAGACCUUCUUCCUAUGAUGACCAGGGCUCUUGCUGCCAUGAAAGAGCUACAAGCGUUGUUCAACUCCCAAGAGCUGAAUUUCCAGUAUAUCAUCCAAGAUCUGGAUGGUAUCGAGAAGGGCGUCGAAGCCAGCGCACUGAAGUGGAGAAAGUCGUGGAUUGAGAGGAACAUUGACAAGGCUGUUGCGAAGUACCAAGAGAUAAAAGAGACCGCGGAAGAAUUCCAGAGAAGUGCAGUUGCCAAGAAGGGUUAACUCUCCUGUCUGAUAGUUUACAUGAGUAUGGUUAUAUGUUAUAUGUAGCAGUACACCAUGGAGACUAUUUCCUUUCCUUUG
This is a messenger RNA of Aspergillus glaucus CBS 516.65, 1420 nucleotides long. RefSeq lists its product as uncharacterized. The coding region runs from base 98 to 1339 and encodes 413 amino acids. NCBI's taxonomy places the organism in Eukaryota, Fungi, Ascomycota, Eurotiomycetes, Eurotiales, Aspergillaceae. The transcript is spliced from 7 exons. The record is from RefSeq and is a predicted model, not a curated record.